This is a messenger RNA of Ipomoea triloba (trilobed morning glory), 1587 nucleotides long. Its product is annotated as F-box/LRR-repeat protein At3g03360-like. Bases 1 to 1587 code for a protein of 528 amino acids. The transcript is spliced from 8 exons. Lineage: Eukaryota; Viridiplantae; Streptophyta; Magnoliopsida; Solanales; Convolvulaceae. The record is from RefSeq and is a predicted model, not a curated record.
AUGGGGAGAAAACCGAGACAGCGGCUGAGAGAUAGAAUCAGUGAACUCCCAGCAGAUAUAGUUGACAUGAUUUUGGGGUUCUUACCGAUUGAACAAGCUGCUAGAAUGGCUUGGGAUGUUUGGAUGUCUGCAACUUUGUAUGUAAUCAACAAAGUUCUCAACCAGCACAAUGGACUUAUUCGCACAUUUUUCAUUGAUUUUCAGCAUCUCCGGAAUACGCUUAGGUCUCGGUCAUUUGACUUGGACCAGUGGUUGCUUUUUGUCACCCAAAAAGGUGUUGAAGAAAUCGACCUUAGUCUUAUGGUUGAAGAUGAAUACAGGCUUCCGAAUUGCAUAUUUUCUUGCCUAACACUAAGGAGAUUGUAUCUUAAUGGAGUCUCUGUUGAAUCAAUAAAUGCCCAUUGCACAUUACCAAAUGUCACCUUACUUUGUUUUAGAAAUAUUGACUUUGAUGGUGUUGAUCUUCCGGUUCAAGUUGAUUUUCCUAUGCUCAAGUAUCUCUCAUUUAUGGGAUGUAAUAACCUGUCCAAUUUGAACAUUUCUGCUCAAAAACUCUAUAGUUUAACAAUCAACAAUUGCCUCUUUUGCCAACUCCCUUUUAACUUAGACUUGAGAUCUGUUUGUACUCUUGAUUUGGAUAGUUAUGCUGUCAAGGAUUUUGUUAAAGGAUGUACUAGAAGGGGACUGCAACCACAACCACUUGUACUAAAUGUGGAAUGCUUGAUACUAUCAGAAUCAGAAAUCUAUACCGAUGACAUUUCUUCUGAAUUCAUUCAUUUGCUUCGAAUAUGCCCAAAAUUAUGGGAACUUGAUUUAUCUUUAUCGCUAGCUCGUGCUGAAACGACAAAACAAGCUUGGGACAUCUUAGAGGUGUCACACAAAGGAGUUGUUCGGGCGCAGAAGUCUAAGUUGCAGUCGUUGAGAAGGUUGUAUGAUCGUUGUGAGAUGACCUCUACAGAAACGGUAGAUAUGUAUUUCUCUCGUCUUAUUGAUCUUGUAAAUAAGAUGAGGUUAUACGGAGACACAGUUGCAGAUAGUGCAGUGGUUGAAAAAAUUCUACAAACAAUGCCGAUGAAGUAUGACCAUGUGGUGGCUUCAAUAACAGAGUCACACGAUACCGAGGACUUGACAAUUGCCGAGUUAAAAGGUAUGAUAGAAAGUCAUGUUGAAAGAAUUGAGUCAAAAUCGGAACCACUAGCAGAAGAGGCUUUGAAAAGCCAAGUCACCCUUGAUAUGACUGGCUCUAAUCAAAGAAGUGGAGAAUUUGAUUGUUGGUAUAAAGAGGAUGAUCAUGAACAAGCAAAUGUUGCUGAAAAAUGUGGUGAGAGUUCUACUGAACCUGAAAUCUUAUUUUUGGCCAGUAACAGUUUGUCUGCAGAUGAAAACAUAUGUUGUUUGAUUGGGAAGAAGCAUAGAGAACCUUUUCCUGUAGGUAAGUCAAAAAGAGCCACAAAGCAGUUGGAGAUUGUUCACUCAGAUCUAUGUUCAGUGGAAGUUCCUUCAAAUGGAGGUUCUAGGUACACUCCACAACAAAACGGAGUGGCUGAAAGGAAGAAUAGGUCUAUCAUGGACAUGGUGUCCAACUAA